AUGGCGGACGAGCCGAAGAAUGAGACCGCUGGCGCUCUCUUUGAAUCCCUGGCUGAACGCCAGCCGCGUGCGGCUUGCGCUGCCGUUCAUGUGACUGACAAGGAGACGUUUUUAGAUAACAACGAGCAGUUCGACCAGAACUCGCUGGGUGAGAGCGAGUACCAGGGCGGCGAAUUCAUGUCGCAGCUUUCCCUCAACUACGCCAAUGACCCCAAUGCGGCCGCCAACCAGCUGGUGAUUCGCCCGCCAAAUGGUGGCUAUGGGUGGAUUAUCGUCAUUGCUGCCUUCUUCUCCAACCUGAUUGUUGACGGUAUUGCCACCUGCUUCACCGCCUUUAAGCCAAGCUACUCGCAAACUUUCCAGUCGCCGGACUCAGUGAUUGCUCUGAUCGGUGCCCUGCUGAUUGCCGCAUAUUUGCUCGUUGGACCAUUCGUCGGCGGCUUGUGCAACAAAUUCGGAUCUCGCCCGGUUGUGAUGGUUGGCAGUCUCUUGUCGGGAUUGGCCUUCGUUGCCGCUCCUUUCAUGCCGAACGUGUGGAUGUACAUCUUUGCCUACGGCCUUAUUGGAGGAAUCGGCUUUGGAAUGAUUUACCUCCCGGCCAUCGUUGUCGUCGGCUACUAUUUCGAUACCAAGCGCGCUAUGGCUACCGGACUUGCCGUUUCCGGGUCUGGUGUUGGCUCUAUUGUAAUGCCACUGGUUGGGCAGUACUGUGUUGACACGUUCGGCUGGAAAGUCGCUGUCUGGAUCCUCGCAGCCAUGAUCUUUUCCUGCGCCCUGAUGGCCCUGUUGUACCGCGAAUUGGCGCCCGAACCCGCAAAGGAUGUUGAAAUGGAGCCUCUCCGUAAUGGGGUUGAUCACCAGAAUGGGGAUGUUGGAAGCCCAAAGGCGACUGGAGAUGAACGCCUCCGCAACGCUCUUGCCCACUGCGAAGGUGAUGGCGACCGGGAAGCACACGCCGACGACACCGCCGAGUUCAACCGCAGCCGCACGAGCAGCCAGACUGCCGCCCAGCGAACCCGCAAAGCUACUAUCACCAGCACCAACUCUGGCAUGAACUCCCAGAACGACCUCUCUGCUUCUCGCUCCCAGCUGAAUGGUGGUGGCCUCUCGAAAAUCUCCGUCCGCUCCUUCGCCCAGUCGAUGAGCAAGCUCUCCCGCUCCGGACAAUCGAACUUGAGCUUGGCCAUGAGCGGUGUCGAUCCCGCCGAAUUUUCCAAACCACUCAAUCGUCAAGACAUCUUCUACGCUGGCUCUGUGACCAAGUUGAACGAGUUCAAGAAGGAGGGAGAUGCCCAGUCCUACCGUGCCUCGGUCGUCAACAUUCCCGCUGCCGUUGUGGGAGAGGUUCUGGCUGCCUCAAACUUGAACCUGAAUGAGGGACCUGGCCUUGGAAAAUUCUCCGGAUCGCGCGUCUCGCGUCUGACUGGUGGUUUGCUAAAUGAGGAUGUUGAUCUAGUCGAUGACACGAAAUGCAAAUGGUUGCCGAUGGGAGUGCGCACCACGCUGUCUCAGAUGAUUGAUCUCGAGCUUAUGAAGGAUCCGGUUAUGUUCCUGCUAUGCAUUUCGAACUUCCUCGGCAUGAUGGGCUUCUACAUCCCGUACGUCUACCUUCAGGAUUUGGCUGAGUCGAAGGGGGUGCCAAAGGAGCAAGCUGUGUUGCUUGUGCCGAUUCUUGGUGUCUUGAACACUAUUGGCAGGGUUGUAUGCGGUUGGUUGGCCGAUCGCAAGUUCGUCAGCUCGUUGGCGAUCAACAACUUCUCGCUGGUUUCUUGCGGCUUUUUGUGCUUCCUUGCCCCGUUCUGCACCACCUAUACCCUGCUGAUCGUCUACUCUUCGGUUUUCGGCUUGAUUAUCUCCGCAUACAUUUGCCUGACUUCGAUCGUUCUGGCUGACCUUCUUGGAAUUGAGAACCUCACCAACUCGUUCGGUCUGCUGGUGGUCUACCGUGGUUUUGCUUGUCUAUGCGGAACACCAUUUGCCGGUCUGGCCUACGAUGUCUCAAAGUCGUACGACGUCUGCUUCUACCUUGGCGGUCUUGUCAUCCUGAUCGCCGGUCUCGUCUCCUGUGCGGUUCCCUACUUCGACAACAAGCGCCGCUCCAAAGGUCUGAACGAAGGAGAUUACCUAAAAGAACCGAUCGAGUUCCAAGACAACAUGUCUGGAAAAUUGUCGGUGCUCACCGAGCGUUCUGAAGAGGCGCUAACUGACUAUCAGAGGACGAUACAGUCCCUUAGACAGCAACAUGCGCUAUUGCAGGAUGUGGAGAGGGAGAGAAGGAAAUGCUCAAAGCCCCUGGUGAAUGAAGUUCACGAAGAAACCGAUGAUCCGGACCAGGACCAAAAAUCUAACGCC
Molecule: messenger RNA, 2352 nt
Organism: Mesorhabditis spiculigera
Lineage: Eukaryota; Metazoa; Nematoda; Chromadorea; Rhabditida; Rhabditidae
Source: the annotation of a GenBank genome assembly